AUGGUUGUUUUUGGUAUUAUACCAGUGAUAGAGUUGUGGUUACAUUGGUCGGAGAACAGUGAUCUCAGGGAUUUUCUACUAUCCCUAUUCCUGGUAGGGAGUGCAGCAAUUACUGUCCAAAAGCACGAGAAAAAUAAAUCAGUCAUAUUAAAGAAACACGACAAAAGAGGACUUUUAAAUUUGGAAUAUGGCGUACCCGAGCAAGUCUUUAGUCCACCUGAACCAGCCCCUGUCUUCGAGACUUCCAUUCCGGACAUAGGGGCACACUUGGAUCACGCGAUUGGGCCAGUAGCGCCACCACCGCCGCCACUACCGCCAGCCAUAGCACAUGUAGCUCCUGCAGUUCCACUACCAGUUCCGCACCCAAUUGCGCAUCCGGUACCAAUCGCAGUGCCUCAGCCAGUUGCGCACCCGGUUCCAGUCGCAGUGCCUCAGCCGGUUCCACACCCGGUCCCAUUCGUGGUUCCAGUGACCAAACACGUGGCGGUGCCUGUACCAGUCGACCGAGCGGUCCCAGUGCCAGUGGAUCGUCCCAUUCCGGUACCAGUCGCGGUUCCAGUCCCAAAGCCGUAUCCGGUUCACGUGGAGAAGAUAGUGCACGUCGACAGACCCGUGCCUGUUCCCUUCGACAGGCCAGUUCACGUGCCCGUGGAUCGACCUGUGGCUGUUCCUGUCCCUGUACCCAAACCGUUCCCGGUUCCCUACGAGAAAGUGAUCCAUGUGGACAGGCCUUAUCCUGUGCACGUGGCCGUACCUUACCACGUGCCCAAACCUUUUCCUGUACCAGUUGCUGUUCACGCUCACAAAUCCCAUGGAUGGCUCAAGUAA
Messenger RNA from Eufriesea mexicana, 828 nucleotides. Its product is annotated as tetra-peptide repeat homeobox protein 1-like. The transcript has 3 exons. Lineage: Eukaryota; Metazoa; Arthropoda; Insecta; Hymenoptera; Apidae. The record is from RefSeq and is a predicted model, not a curated record. Bases 1 to 828 code for a protein of 275 amino acids.